Molecule: messenger RNA, 1586 nt
Organism: Hippocampus comes (tiger tail seahorse)
Lineage: Eukaryota; Metazoa; Chordata; Actinopteri; Syngnathiformes; Syngnathidae
Gene: dhrs12la
Product: dehydrogenase/reductase 12-like a
Exons: 11
Coding region: 69-1031 (320 amino acids)
Source: RefSeq, a predicted model, not a curated record
CGAGCGCAGCUCAAAAGAGGAGCGAAGAGGAGAGAACGUCCUGAUGCUUCCAGACCCAGAGCGCCACCAUGUCUCUGUACCGCAACUUGGCCUGGUUCCUCAAGGGGAUGACAGAGUUCACCAGGAAUGCCUUCUUGUCAGCUUCUAAGCGCUUCGUGGAGAAGGACCUGGAGGUGUCUUUGGCAGGACGCUCCUUCAUGAUCACUGGAGCCAACAGUGGCAUCGGGAAAGCCACGGCUAUGGCUAUUGCCAGGAGAGGUGGAACCAUCCACAUGGUGUGCAGGAACAAGGACAAGGCUGAGGAGGCGAGGGCUGAACUUGUCAAGGAGACAGGAAAUAAAGAGAUCUAUGUGCACAUUCUGGAUUUAUCCGAGACCAAGAAGGUCUGGGAGUUUGCUGAGGCCUUCAAGAGAAAGUACAAGACUCUCAAUGUUCUGAUUAAUAACGCGGGCUCCAUCAUGAGUCAGCGGGACGUGAACGCGGAAGGUCUCGAGAAGGGCUUUGCCACCAAUGUCCUCGGCGUUUACAUUCUCACCAAGAGUCUCAUUCCUUUGCUGGAGAAGAGUGCGGAUCCCAGAGUGAUCACUGUUUCAUCAGGUGGGAUGUUGGUGCAGAAGCUCAGGAUAGGGAACCUGCAGUCCGAGAGAGGGCGCUACGAUGGCACCAUGGUCUAUGCCCAACACAAGAGGCAGCAGGUGGUAAUGACGGAGCAGCUUGCAAAGAUCCACCCGAGCAUCCACUUCUCUGUCAUGCAUCCCGGCUGGGUGAACACUCCUGCGGUGGCAAACGCUAUGCCUGACUUCCAUCGCUCUAUGAAGGACAGCCUGCGGACCCCAGAGCAGGGCGCGGACACUGUGGUGUGGCUGGCUGUGUCUGAGGCUGCCGCUGCCAAACCCAGUGGACGCUUCUAUCAGGACCGUAGGAUGGUGGGCACCCACCUGCCACUGGCUUGGACCCACAGUUCUCCCCUGGAAGAGCAGAAACUCAUAUCCGCACUGGAUGACUUGGCCAAGAUGUUCCAACCACAUUAAAGCCGAAGGAGGGCAUCAGUGCUCACUCUCGAGUAACACUAGUAAUACUCAUCAUAAUAUUAUUUGAAGAUGUCUUUUAAGAUAGCCUUAGUCAGCCACAUUAAACCUGAAUUGCUUUUUAAUGAUUCAAGAAGUAAUGUGAUUUUACUUCUGUGUUGUCGAGUCACACUGUUACUAAAUGAUAAAUGAAUGCUUGAUGUUUUCCAUAACUUUGCAUUCUUAGAGAGAGCAUUUAAAGAGCUUCCUCACUCUUUUCGCUGUGACUUUUCGAAAGUUGUCAAUCAGAUGGGAAUCUGAUCAGACCAAAGUCUCAGCCACUAUUUAUUCACGCAGACCCAGCUCUGGUUUCAACCUCAUUCUUGCGUCUGUAGUUAUGUGUAACUAACAAACGUGCAUCUUGUAUGUAAGUCUUGCUGUGUAGCAGCUUGAAUUCAACACUUUGCAUGCGUUUCGUCAGUAUAUGUAUUCAUGAAUAGUAUCUAGCCAGCAUCAAGCCUAUUUACUGAAGUGACUUAUAUUUGUAAAUGCCUUCUCAAAUAAAAUGAUAAAAAUGUG